Molecule: messenger RNA, 293 nt
Organism: Funneliformis geosporum
Lineage: Eukaryota; Fungi; Glomeromycota; Glomeromycetes; Glomerales; Glomeraceae
Source: the annotation of a GenBank genome assembly
GCAUAAAUAUUCCAUCAGAAAAUAAUUUAGAUUUAUCUUACAUAGAACCAGUAAUUUUAAUUCAAAGUCAAUUAGAAAAUGAUGUUUCAAUGAAUAAUAGAAUAAUAGGUGAAUUAGAUGAAAAUCUUUCAAACAAAAAUGAUAUUUCUACAGCUAUUAAUAUAGCUUUAAAACAGGUUGGCUUUCUUUUUUUAUUAUUAGAUGAUGAUAAUAUACAUAAAUUGGAUACAAGUGACCUUACUGAACAAGUGGAUUUGAUACAAAAUAUACAACCUUCUUCAUCUCUAAUUCUA